AUGACAACCCAGGAAGAAACUCAUGCUUCUUUCAAUAACUUCACCAUCAACAUUAAGUUCACACUUACACCAGAGAAGUGUGGGGUUCAAUGCCACAUGGACUGUGGCAACACGAAGGCCAAAGCCCCCAGACCCCUGGAAAAGGAAAUAAAUGGCACAAAGGCCUGGAGAAAAUGGAUAGAGACAUGGGGAGAGGCGGUGCUUCAGGUUCUAAAGGAGAAUCAUACAACCAGUGAUCUUUUCACCUUGCAGGUCAAGAUACCUUGUGAUCGUGAAGCCAAUGGACACAUCAGUGGACCCUUUCAGUUAAUCUGUGAUGAGCAGAUGUUCCAACAAAGUGAAUUCGUGAACAGAUUGUGCCCACUGGUUCACAAUGCAGUGAGUCAAAUGAUGAAGGGGAUGGAUUACACGAAUGUGACCACCAUCUUCAUGGAAGAAUUGAAAAGAAUCUUUGAAGACUUACUGAUGCUCAACAAAAUGAAGGAAGGAGACUACAGCCUCCUACUCCACAGUCUCCAUGUGGGGGACCAUCACCUGGUGACGACAAACCCCACAGUCCUGAGCCUGUGGGAAAGUGGAACAGGCCUGGACCAAGCACAGGACCUGUCUCUGUGUGAGGACAAGGACAUGCCCGAGAAGCUACGGCCCCGCCGCCGCCUGCCCGCAGGACAAAGCCCACAGCCCGCGCCCAGAGCCGCGUCCUCGUCCGCCAGCAGAGGCCACCAGCCCAGCCAGAGCCGCGCCAUCCCCACCCGCACGGGGCCCAUCGGCGUCGCGGCGCAGCUGCCUCCUGACUAUCGCAUCGCGCCCGCCCGGACGCUCUUCUGCACCACACCGGGAGGAACUGCAAUCAUUCAUGAUGGAAAGUUUCUGUUGGAUUGUCCCAACUGUCCCAUGGUUCAGACCUCGCCCUGCCAUCUGCCCAAUAUCCCAGGAGUCACCAGCCCUGACACCUUAACUGAAGACUCCAAAGGAGAAGUAAACAAUUUGCACAACUUGAGCGAUCACGACAGGAAGCACGCAGCGGGGGAUGAUACUCAGUUUGAGAUGGACGCCUGGCUCUCCCGCAAGGAUUAG
Molecule: messenger RNA, 1077 nt
Organism: Propithecus coquereli (Coquerel's sifaka)
Lineage: Eukaryota; Metazoa; Chordata; Mammalia; Primates; Indriidae
Exons: 5
Coding region: 1-1077 (358 amino acids)
Biological process (GO): negative regulation of translational initiation
Cellular component (GO): cytoplasm
Molecular function (GO): eukaryotic initiation factor 4E binding
Source: RefSeq, a predicted model, not a curated record